AUGCCUAAGAGCCGGGCAGCUAAGAAGCAGAGAAUCAUGAAUCUGCAGCAGCAAGCGGGGAUGUUGAACCCUAUGAUGAUGAACCCCCUUCUCUUGCAGAACAUGAUGAUGAACCCUAUGAAUCAGAUGCUGAUGCCGAAUGCCAUGAUGAACCCUGAGAAUCAAGCGGCAGACAGUUCUGAGUCGGGCGAUGAUGGACCGGCUCCACCCAAGGCUUCCUCAGCAGCAGGAUCCGCAGGGGAUGCACUUGCUUUGCCUGCAGCGGAAGGGGCUCAUGUGGACUUUGCCCAGAGGGCUUUGCAGGUGCUUGCCGAUCGAAGGGCUGAGCUUUACAGAUCCACCGGUGCUCCUGACAGGGCUUUGCCCCGGAAUGCUACUCUGCUGAGGGCGCUGCCGAAGGCAAUGGGUUCAAAGAUUCAAUUGCGAGUUGACUUUGUUUGUUUAUUCGUGUGGACGCAUAAGCGACUCUCCGAAGCUUUGGAAGCCAUCGACGAGGCUCUGGAUCCCACACUGUGUGGGGACUUGAGCCAACAUGGGCUGUGCAAAGUGCUUUGGCUGGUCACACGUCAGAAGCCAAACCUGCAAAUUUCUCGACUUCGUUGCGACGACUAUGGCAUGCUGAACACCAGGAUGAACAAGGUUCACAAGAAGAUCAUGAACAUUAGUCAAGAGGCCCAGCAAGCUAUGACUGCUCUCAAGAACGAGAUGCUCUUGACAGAUGCAUUUGUCAAUGCGUUGGCAGAAGCUCAAGGAUUCGAUGAGGAGUGGCUUGUGGACGAGGUUCAUCCCAAAGGCCGUGGCCGAAGCGCCAAGGCCGUGGCCGCCGCAAGAGAGGCUGAUUUGGCACGCAAUCAGCGAAUUCCUGACAUGAUGAAAGCUUCUGCUCCAGUGCAACCACCGCCAGCACCACCUGGCCCUGUCUCUGUGCCUCCCCCCGUUGUGGUGCCAAGGGCGGCUGUGCCGGCAGCGCCUCCUGCUCCAAAGGCAGUGGGGACACCAGGUGCUCCAGGAGGAGUGGGAGCCAGUGCCAAGGCACCUCCAGCGCAGCCAACAGGUUUUCGACCCAUUCCCAAGGCGAUGCUUCGCCAACCAGUUGCUCCGCCUGCUUCUGUGCUUGGCCCGUUGGCUUCGGUAGCUGCUGAGACUGCAGCUGUUUCUGGAGAAGUCGGUGUUGAGAACGGGCCCACGGUUGCUGAGUUGGAACGUGAACUGGAGAAUGUUCUUGAGGACGUGGUCGGUGCUGAAGAGGAGCAUGGUGCAGAUGAUGGUCCGGUGACCCCAAAUGCAACUUCGGGCAGUGGUGCUGCUGAAGAAGUGGCAGAGGAUCAUGUUGGUUCUGGCCCUCAGGUUGAUGGGGAGGUGGAGGGCGAGACUCGUCCUGCUGAUGCUCCCUCUGGCGAAGAGAACAUUUGCACGAUUUGUCGUUUCCCUUUGGUGCAAGAGGGGCCUACGGCUCCGAAGGUGCAAAUGCUGAUGUGUGGUCAUGCGCAUCAUCUUCCGUGCUUGGAGCGAGCCUGGUCCGUGGGGGGGCAUCCUCAGGGAUGGUGCCCAUUCAAAUGCGAUGUCACCAACAUUGUGAUCCCAGAUGAUCCUGCUGCUGGUGGCUCGAGCUCGACUGCAGCCAGUGCCAGCGCGUUGGUCGUUGGUGGCAUGGUGUUGUGA
Molecule: messenger RNA, 1662 nt
Organism: Cladocopium goreaui
Lineage: Eukaryota; Dinophyceae; Suessiales; Symbiodiniaceae
Source: the annotation of a GenBank genome assembly